Molecule: messenger RNA, 471 nt
Organism: Coccomyxa subellipsoidea C-169
Lineage: Eukaryota; Viridiplantae; Chlorophyta; Trebouxiophyceae; Coccomyxaceae
Product: P25-alpha
Exons: 5
Coding region: 1-471 (156 amino acids)
Biological process (GO): microtubule polymerization; microtubule bundle formation; positive regulation of protein polymerization
Cellular component (GO): microtubule
Molecular function (GO): tubulin binding
Source: RefSeq, a predicted model, not a curated record
AUGGUGCAGUCUCUCAAUGAGCUCUUCCUGGCCUACUGCAACUACGGGACCAGGACCAAGACCACCGAAUUGGAUGGCGCAAAGUUUGUGAAACUCUUCAAGGACACAGGACUGGUGGGCAACGGCCUCAUUGCUACAGACCUUGACAUCAUCUACUCCAAGGUGGUCAUCCCCUUUGACGAUGUGAAAACCAAGGGUGCACGCAAGAUCCAGUUCGCCGAGUUUGAGAAGGCUCUGGACCUGGUGGCAACCAAAAAGGCGAUAGAUAGGGACGAGCUGGAGAAGAGGCUUCUGGCGAGCGAGGGGCCUAAGACACAGGCUACAAAGGCUGAUUUUGUUAAGUUUCAUGAUGACAAGUCUACAUACACUGGAGUCUAUGCGAAGGGCGGACCCACAAAUGUUGAUGGAACCGGAGAUCUGUCGGCCCUUUGCGACCGCACACCUGCUGAUGCCCGUGGAGUGAAGACCUGA